This is a messenger RNA of Coccinella septempunctata (seven-spotted ladybird), 2565 nucleotides long. It is a transcript of the gene sens, whose product is annotated as zinc finger protein sens-like. The record is from RefSeq and is a predicted model, not a curated record. The transcript is spliced from 6 exons. Lineage: Eukaryota; Metazoa; Arthropoda; Insecta; Coleoptera; Coccinellidae. The coding region runs from base 315 to 1343 and encodes 342 amino acids.
GGUAGGGGAGACCUCGCAUUAUACCCAGAGAAUCCUUUCAGAAUUUCAGUCAGGUGUAACAUUUCGAAUAUGAGAGUGCCAUACGACUCAUCGGAAUCUGCAGCCAUACGUGGAUCGUUCUCGUGAUUCAGACUUGAUAUAGUGUCCUGCUGGUACCAUACGGCCUGUGGACAUGUUCCUGAUGGACUUAUGAGAAAACUUUGAAUUGAGUGUAGGGAUUUCGUGUGCCUUCGUUGUAAGUGCCUUGUUAACGUAGAGUAGUUUUUAUGAGUUGUGCUGUUUGGGAGAAACAUCAGCUGAUCUAGGAGUAAAGAAUGCCCCGAUUAAUGAUGCUACCGCAGUUCAAUGGUGUACAAGUAUCUAGUCCGCCCAGAUCUCCAGGGAGUCCAUCCAGUAGUCCACUCCCUGACAUAUCAUCUCGGAGUGUCAGCCCAUCAUCACCACUGUCCAUGUCCAGACAGAGCGCUUUUCAACUCGUCUGUCGAAAGGACUUACAACAGAAGAACUAUCUUUCAUUAAGAGGCGUCGGUGCUUUGAUGUACGCCAAUUCAAUGGGUCCCUUGGUGUCUUCUGGAUACCACCCAUAUUUUUGGCAUCCUAUACCAGGCCUUUUCAUGCCGUAUUCACCGUCAAAUAGAUCGGAAACAUUGAGCCCCGACAAAACCACCACAAUUGACGCUAGAUCUACUCCAGAAAAAGCCAGAAUGGAUGACGACCUGCCACUCAACCUCUCGAUGAAGAAAAAUUCUAGGACCCAAAACAUCUGGUCACCAGGCAGUCUCUGCGAAGAAGAAAUGAAAAGUGCUUCGAAAAACCAACCUUCACCUAUGAGUACCACCGUCAUCACCCCAGAUAGGACCCCUGAAGGCAAAUGGAACUGGGAUUACAUGGAACGAGACAACCCAAAAGUUACAAGCAUCGGUCCUACAGGAGAGAAACAGUUCACGUGUCAGCAGUGUGGAAAAUCCUUCAAGAGAUCGUCCACCCUGUCCACACAUCUCCUAAUACAUUCAGAUACACGACCAUAUCCUUGCCAGUACUGUGGAAAGAGAUUUCACCAAAAAUCGGACAUGAAAAAGCACACCUAUAUUCACACUGGAGAGAAACCCCAUAAGUGCGUGGUGUGUUCUAAGGCUUUCAGCCAAUCAUCGAAUCUAAUCACACACAUGCGCAAGCAUACGGGAUACAAGCCUUUCUCCUGUGGGUUGUGCGAUAAGGCCUUCCAGAGAAAAGUUGAUCUUCGAAGACACAGGGAGUCCCAGCAUCCUGCAGUUCCUGAAACUCUGUUGGAUAGUGUGUAUAGACAGAAGGUUAUCAAACAGGAGAUUUCUAGUAAUAGUUAGAGCAUGUAGACGUUCUGAAGGUGAAUCUUGUAAAUAUUGUUGAAUAUUGGGAGAGUUGCUGAACAGGAAGUCCAUUCAUAGAGUUGGGCACAAAUGGCUCAGUGGUGAUACUGAUAAUUCUGAUUUCGAUCAGAAACGAGGUGGUAUUUUUUAUGAAAAACUGAUGCUUGAAAUUUCAAUUUGGCGAAUGGUUUUGAAGUUAUUCAACAGAGAACCCGAAUAGGAAAGCUACACUGCGAAGAUUAAUGAAUAAUUAUACCUCUGAUGGUGGUCAGUGAUCAACCAUCAUUUCUCUGGAACAGGACGAAAUAUUUUGAUGAAAUUCAGAAAACUUUGAAAUAUCUAAGACCACAUUUUAUCCAAAUGUUUCUAAUUUAAUUGAAACAAUAUAUGAAAGCAAGAAAAAUUGAAAAAUUGCAUUUCCGAGUACACCCUUAAAAGUUUGUAAAUAAAACGGUUUCGAAUGUAAAUUUUUGUAUAGUUCCUUCUUUCAGAUUCUUCGAAAUGUAUAUAGAAUCAUUUGACUUGUUAUAUCUUUUAAUAUCCUGAAUUAGGCAUCCACAUUUUCAUUUGGAUUUUCCAAUAGUAAACACUUGAAAAUUUUCUUCAAAUUCUAGUUCAGUUCACCGUAGAAUAUAUGAAACCUCCAGUGGAAACAGAUUCAGAUGGAUUGUUAUUUUGUGUAAAAUACCGCAUGCAGUGCCUGAAUUCAUCUGAGAGAAUGACAAUCUGUGAAUUUUUUAAAUCCGUCCAUCACUUAUCAGGAUGAAUAUUUAUUUUUGUUAGAAAAUAAUCAUGGGACAAGAUACCAGUCUAGUCUAAGUUUCAACAGUCCUGUUACCAUUCCUGCAAAAGUGCAAAUAAGUCCAAAUUAUUGUUAGAAAAUUAAUUCUGAUGAAAAAUGUGUGAAUUACUGUGAUUAUUCGUGAGAAUUUAGCGAUUUGAUAGGUUAUUUUUAUAUGGCGCACUUAUAUCAUUCGAUUUGCACUUUUUUAGUUUUACUAAUGACUUAGGCUCUGCUGAAACCAUUAGUAAAACUUCAUACAGCUUGAAAAACCAAAGAUAUGUAAAUGUAUUAGCGACUAAGUAUUUUUGUAUGUAUGUAUUUGUCCAGUUUCGAUAGUAAGAUGUUAUUUUUAAAUUUGUUGGUUGUGGUCAGCCAUGAGAAAUAUGUGAAAUUUUGUAUACAUUGAGUUUGAAAAUAUAUAUUGAUCCAAAUAGA